AUGUGACUUUGUAUCACACUGAACUUUCUCAUGUGAAAGUUGUCUGACCAAGCAGCACAGCAACUAAACUCAAGUCCCUUCAGCUCUUGAUUGGUCCCUGUAUCUGUUUGGCAACGGGCCAGUAAUAUCAGACUUUCCCACACUUGGCAAUGAUACAUUUUCAUGCAAAGUUCAGUCGGGGUCACGAGUAUGUAUUUAAUCGGGGGUGUCUAUCUAAGGAGCAGAUGUCAAAAGAGCAGAUGUCAAGACAACCAAAAUGCAGCCGGUGCAGACACCAUGGCAUCAUUGUCCCGCAGAAGGGCCACACAAAGCUGUGCCCUUUUCUGAGAUGUGACUGCUGGAAGUGUUGCUUGGUGGCGGAGAGAACAAGAAUCCAGCGAGGACUCAAGAAAUUCAAAAACGGAGAGCAAUAUCCGCGCGUCGACUCAACUUUCGGCGUGAAGAAACCUGCAGCUAAGAAAACACCUUGUGCGGCCUCGGGCACAUCUGGAUAUCUGUGCCCCACAUCGGGAGGGGUCCCGGUCCUGGAGCGGGACACCAACAACAACCCCUCGACACCUCUGGAUCUCCGGAGCAGACCUGCCGAGGGACGACAGAGUCUGGCCGGUUUGGAGAGCAGGAACGGGCUGCCCUUCGCUUCAGAUGCUCCUAACUUUGGUGAAUUUGACCAGCCUCCUCCACCUCUGCCUUUUAUCCACUUUCCGUUUUGGAUGCCUGGUCAUUACUCCGGCAGCUACGCCCUGUGUCCAAACUUCAUGAUCAACAUGCCUCCGGGGCUUUACGACGACGCCCUCUGUGGACCCCUGAUGUUCCCCCAUUUCCAGCCAGGUGCUCUGUAUAACCCGCCUCCGCCUGAGCCUGGACCUCCUGCUUUGUCAGGAUUGCAGGACGUCCUUCACCCGUCAGCCAGCUCUGCUCCAAGAGGCCCCCCAGGAGGUCAAACUCACUGAGACUCCUCGAUGAAAGGAGGAUAAGAAAGAUAACAAGGGGACUAUAAACGUUCAU
Messenger RNA from Labrus mixtus (cuckoo wrasse), 1005 nucleotides. Its product is annotated as doublesex- and mab-3-related transcription factor C2-like. Gene Ontology annotation, biological process: sex differentiation; regulation of transcription by RNA polymerase II. Gene Ontology annotation, cellular component: nucleus. The coding region runs from base 150 to 950 and encodes 266 amino acids. The transcript has 3 exons. Lineage: Eukaryota; Metazoa; Chordata; Actinopteri; Labriformes; Labridae. Gene Ontology annotation, molecular function: DNA-binding transcription factor activity, RNA polymerase II-specific; RNA polymerase II cis-regulatory region sequence-specific DNA binding. The record is from RefSeq and is a predicted model, not a curated record.